Messenger RNA from Gekko japonicus, 918 nucleotides. Its product is annotated as synaptotagmin-A-like. Lineage: Eukaryota; Metazoa; Chordata; Lepidosauria; Squamata; Gekkonidae. The annotation marks the transcript as partial. Gene Ontology annotation, molecular function: phosphatidylserine binding; syntaxin binding; clathrin binding. Gene Ontology annotation, cellular component: dense core granule; synaptic vesicle membrane; axon. Gene Ontology annotation, biological process: regulation of dopamine secretion; cellular response to calcium ion; regulation of calcium ion-dependent exocytosis. The transcript is spliced from 6 exons. The record is from RefSeq and is a predicted model, not a curated record.
GUCCAGCCUGAUACGGAAGAUAUAGAAUGUGGCCUUGAGGAUGAGAAGCGUGGACAGCUACAGUAUUCCCUGGAAUAUGACUUCCGUAGCCAGGAGCUGAAGGUUGGAGUAAAGCAAGCAGCAGAUCUGAAAGCAAUGGACAGUGGAGGUACUUCUGAUCCCUAUGUGAUUGUCUAUCUAACAUCGGAUAUGAGGAAGAAGUAUGAAACAAAGGUUUACCGUAAGACACUCAACCCUGUUUUCAAUGACAGUUUCGUUUUUCAGAUACCCCAGGCGGAGGUAGCUGAAUCCACCCUGGUGAUGCAGGUGUAUGAUUUCAAUCGUUUCUCCAAACAUGACAUCAUUGGCGAGAUGCGGCUGCCUCUUGGGGAUGUUGACUUUCAACAUGUUAUUGAGCAAUGGCACGAGCUCACUGCAGCCAGCAAGAAUGAGCAAGAGCGCCUUGGGGAGAUUUGCUUUUCACUCAGAUAUGUACCCAGCAGUAGCAAAUUAACUGUGGUCAUCUUAGAAGCCAAAAAACUUAAGCGGAUGGAUACACAUGGAUUGUCAGAUCCCUAUGUCAAAGUGCAACUUACUUUGAACAAAAAGAAAUGGAAGAAAAAGAAGACAAGUAUAAAGAAAAACACAUUAAGUCCCUACUUCAAUGAGGCAUUUGUUUUUGAAGUGCCCUUCAGUUUGAUUCAGAAUGUGGACUUCGUGAUCUCAGUCUGGGAUCAUGAUAAAAUGACCAAGGAUGACCAGAUUGGCAAGGUGUUCUUGGGCUGUAGAGCUACCGGCAACCAGCUGCGUCAUUGGUCAGAUAUGCUAGCCAAUCCCCGCAGGCCAGUCGCACAGUGGCACAGCCUACAGCCUGUGGAAGACGUGGACAAAACCUUGGGGCUGAAGUCUCGCUUCAAGCUGCCGAUACCCAACAGCUAA